AUGAAAUUAAGAGAUAUUUCUAAAUUUGAAAAACUUAAUCCAACUAUUCCAGGGAUCAAUGCUUUUUCAGUUAAUGAAAACAAAAAGUUUUAUCCUUUGAGAAUGGCAGAGAGAGAUUGUUUAAAUACUGUUGAUUUGUUUUUAUAUGAAGAAGAUGGUGUUUCUCAUUAUUCACCAAUUAAAAACUUUACUCGUUUGAUUAAAUCGCAAAAAACUUCAAGUAAGAAUGGUACAGUAUUUAUUUGUAAGAAAUGCUUUAGUCAUUUCACUAAGAAUGAAAUAUUACAAAAGCAUAUCUUAUAUUGUUCAAAUAAUGAAACAGUGGCUGUAAAAAUGCCUCUACAAAACACAAUGUUAGGUUUUAAAAAUUACCACAAUCAACUUCCAAUUCUUUUUGUAGUUUAUGCAGAUUUUUUGAAUGUUUUGCCAAGCCAAUGAAUACUUGCAGUCCUAAUCCAAAAGAAUCGUAUAAUUACAAUUACCAAAAGCAUGAACCAUCAGGAUUUUGUUUUUAUAUAAAAGGAAUAGUUCCUGGUAUAAAAUUUGAACCAAUUACUUACACAAAAACCAAAGACAGUGAUAAUAUUUCUAAAAUAUUUGUUUCUAAAAUUGCAAAAGUAACUAAUAAGAUAUAUAAUGAUUUCUAUCGUCGUCCAAUACCUCUUAGACUAACACACGCCGAACAAAAAUCAUUUGAUGAAGCGGAGAUUUGUCAUAUUUGUAAGAAAGAAUUACUGUCUGACAAAGUUAGAGAUCAUUGUCAUUUUACUGGUCAGUACCGUGGAGCUGCUCAUAACAGUUGCAAUCUACAGUGUCGAAAACCAAUGAUUCUUCCAGUUAUAUUUCACAAUCUUCAAGGAUAUGAUGCUCAUUUGUUUAUAAAACAACUUGCUUGUUUACCAGGUGAGUUAAACUGUAUUCCAUCUACGGAAGAAAAGUAUAUCUCCUUUUCCAAAAAGAUUAAGGUUGAUGAGUAUAAAUCUAGACUUAAUGGAGAAAUUAUUCCAUUAUAUUUUGAAAUACGAUUUAUUGAUUCAUUCAAGUUUCUUCAAACAAGUCUUGCUAAUCUUGUUUCAAAUCUACAACCAGAUGAUUUUAAUAAUACAAAAGAAAUAUUUAGUGAAAAUGUAGACCUACUAACUCGUAAGGGAGUUUAUCCAUAUGACUAUGUUUCCUCAAUGGAAAAACUAUCUGAAACACAAUUACCUCCAAAAGAAGAAUUCUAUUCAAAACUAAAUGAUGAAGACAUAACUGAUGAUGAUUAUCAACACGUUAUUAAUGUCUGGAAUACUUUUAGAUGUGAAACAAUUAGAGAUUAUCACGAUCUUUACUUAAAAUCUGAUGUCCUACUUUUGGCAGAUGUAUUUGAGAAUUUUAGAAAAACUUGUUUAAAACAUUACAACCUAGAUCCAGCUCAUUAUUACACAUCUCCUGGUUUAGCUUGGGAUGCAUGUCUCAAAGAAACAGGUCAGGAAUUACAGUUACUACAUGAUUAUGAUAUGUUGAUGAUGUUUUAA
Messenger RNA from Porites evermanni, 1517 nucleotides. The record is from the annotation of a GenBank genome assembly. Lineage: Eukaryota; Metazoa; Cnidaria; Anthozoa; Scleractinia; Poritidae.